This is a messenger RNA of Lottia gigantea (owl limpet), 661 nucleotides long. RefSeq lists its product as hypothetical. The transcript is spliced from 5 exons. The coding region runs from base 36 to 539 and encodes 167 amino acids. The record is from RefSeq and is a predicted model, not a curated record. NCBI's taxonomy places the organism in Eukaryota, Metazoa, Mollusca, Gastropoda, Lottiidae.
CAGAUUGCUACAGUUUGAUUGCUCUCCAAUUCAAGAUGUUCAAGGCAGUUUUCGUAUUAGCUUUGUGUGUUAUUGUGAAAGCUCAAAAUGGCGAGAGGGCAGAAACCAAUGUUCAAGGACAUAAUGUUGAUCAAAAGAAAAUCCUUGCCUUAUUUGAAACGUCAGAACUAAGCAAAGAAUCUCGUAAUUCACAGAAGAGUUUUAUUGCACCAUUAAGCAAGCCUGAUUGCUGUCCAUCUCGAAAAGAAUUAGUUACCAAUGUUCAACUAGGGAAGGAAGUUUGUGACGUCAUUUUCCCUAUAACCAAGCCUGCUUACAAGACAGUAUGCCUGUGUGACAAGUGUGCAAAACACUGCAACACCAAACCAUGGUACGGAUGUAGAGUAGCCAAAUGGUCGCUUGUGAAGCUAUAUGUAUGCUGUGACGUGUCCCAAAUUUGUAAAAUUGUUAAGAUUGGUGUGCCCACUGGAAAUUGUGAUUGCAUGGCACAAUUUUUUCCUGUUCCUGAUCCAAUUGGUGUCCCAGUUAAGGGUAAAUAGAAGCUAAUCUCUAAUGGUAUGAUGCAAACAUUGGAUGACCCGUAAUAUUUGUUAACCUUCAUUUUUCGCUAACAAUUGAAAUGUGAAUCGUACCACUAGCUUAAUAAAAUUAUAAAAAAUCC